Centruroides sculpturatus (bark scorpion) is the source of this 1605-nucleotide messenger RNA. Its product is annotated as pancreatic triacylglycerol lipase-like. The record is from RefSeq and is a predicted model, not a curated record. The transcript is spliced from 10 exons. The coding region runs from base 127 to 1605 and encodes 492 amino acids. Lineage: Eukaryota; Metazoa; Arthropoda; Arachnida; Scorpiones; Buthidae. Gene Ontology annotation, molecular function: carboxylic ester hydrolase activity; lipase activity; protein binding. Gene Ontology annotation, biological process: lipid metabolic process.
AACGAUGGACUCACGCGAACAUCUACAAUUGGUCCCUGAAGAUGAUUGUCGAUAAAUAUAAAUCUUAUAUAAAACACCAUAUAAUGGCAUCAGACCAGAACAGUGUUAAUACAUAUUCUAUAAACGAUGUACAAGUUGGAUAUAUUUGUCGUUGCAUUACUUUUCAAACUUCUGUGGACUCUGUCAAUUGCUAAGCAGGCAGAUUUCAACUGUACUGGUAUUUAUAAACAUUUUCCUAACGAAGAUGUGUAUGAUCCAGUACAAUUAUUGAAAGAACUUGUUGUGAUAUCGAGUGUCAUCCCAUUGACAAAAUAUCGCCUGUACACCCGUCAAAAUCCAGACAAUUUUCACAACCUUCGACCCGGAGAUGUAGUGACUGUCAGAAGUUCUUAUUAUAAAGGUGACCUUCCAACAAAAUUUAUCGUGCACGGAUUUAGACAAACUGCCGACGAUGAUUGGGUUCAAAUGCUAAAAACUUCAUUACUGAGCUAUGGAGAUUAUAAUAUAAUUAUAGUAGAUUGGAGUGAAGCAGCCAGAGUUCACUUUCCCUAUUCUGUGCUGAAUAUUCAUCGGAUUAGCACGGAAGUCACUUGGAUGAUCAAGUAUUUAAAGGAAGUUACUAGUGGAGAUUUAAAGAAAUUUCAUCUAAUUGGAUCAGAUUUGGGAGCUCAUAUAAACUCAUUUGUGGGGAAACAAAUUAACAAGUUAGGAAGAAUAACUGGAUUAGAUCCUUCUGGUUCUGGUUUUAAGACGUAUCCACCAGAAUUUCGUCUUGAUAAUACUGAUGCAACAUUCGUCGAUGUCAUUCAUACGAACGGUGAAGAAUAUUUUAGAGGUUAUGGUCUUCCUCAAGCUAUAGGUAAUUUUGAUUUCUAUCCUAACGGAGGUGUAAAUCAGCCCGGAUGUUUGGAUAAAAUAGUUGAUGCAGCAAGCAAACGGAAACUACAAAAUGCACAAGCAUUAGCACGUUGUAGCCAUCAUUGGGCCGAGUCUUUAUUUAGCGAUGCAUUAUUAAACCCCACGUGUCAAUAUGUGGGAUAUACUUGCACCGAUUGGGACACAUUCUUAGAUGGAAAGUGUGCCAGUUGCGGAUCGGAUGGAACUGACUGCGCUAUUAUGGGCAUGCAAAGCGACUCCUGUUGCACUGUACCUCACGACGGUAUUCCAAGAAAAUAUUAUUUUAAAACAAAUCCGCAUUGGCCAUAUUGUCUACAUCACUAUCAAGUAUUGGUUAAACUUGGAAAUUUUCCAGCCAGCGAAAGACAAUAUGGUCAGAUUUUUAUUAGAUUGAAAGGUGAAAAGAAUGAAAUGUCAGCACAGUUGAGCAAAAACACAGAAUCAUUUAUACCAGGAGAAUUGUAUACGUAUCUCGUUACAAAUCCUGAAAAUUUGGGUUUCAUAAUUUCUGCUCAUGUAUUUUGGAUUCGCUCAACAUUCAGAGUAUACGAUACCAAAACACCCAGAAUAUCAAUUGAUUACAUUCAAAUAACACCAAUGUCAAUUCUUAAAAGAGAAACUAAUGAUGGUAAAAUUACUAUUUUAUAUGGAAAUGUGAGAGAAGUCAUUCCUCCAGGUUUAGUUCUAAAUAUUACUAGAAGAAUUUAA